Ostertagia ostertagi is the source of this 465-nucleotide messenger RNA. NCBI's taxonomy places the organism in Eukaryota, Metazoa, Nematoda, Chromadorea, Rhabditida, Trichostrongylidae. The record is from the annotation of a GenBank genome assembly.
AUGUGGAGAUACAUUCUUCGAAAACACGGAAUUCAGAGCUAUGACCUAGUUCAGGCUUCAAAAUUAGGAGAAGAAGGAAAGGAAGUGACGGAUGCCAAAAACAUUGAGGACGUUAACAAGUUUACCACUGAAGCUAACGAAGAAGAAAAAGAAGGUGAAACACAAGCGGAACAGCAGAAAGAGAAGAACGGAAGUGAUCAAAGAAAUGUAGAAGGCGAUGGCGGCGUACUCGCUCCUGAAGGAUAUCAACAGGAAGAUCUCGAAUUAAAACUGCCCGACACUAAAGACUUGGAGAAGGAAGACUGGUACCAUGGUUACUUGCCAGUCGAGGACAUAAUUGGACUGUUGAUACGAGAUGGCGACUUUCUUUUGCGAGGACUUGAGCCGGAAGGAGAGCAUACUGCAUCGGUAAAAAUUGAAUCUCAAAAAGAUUUAUUUGCCUUCACUAGUUGCAGGAAGAAGUAA